Molecule: messenger RNA, 1795 nt
Organism: Rosa rugosa (rugosa rose)
Lineage: Eukaryota; Viridiplantae; Streptophyta; Magnoliopsida; Rosales; Rosaceae
Exons: 9
Coding region: 1069-1473 (134 amino acids)
Biological process (GO): RNA methylation
Molecular function (GO): methyltransferase activity
Source: RefSeq, a predicted model, not a curated record
UAACCAAUAUUCAUUUUUUGUCUUCGACACUCGGUCAAAAUACAACAAAACUUCUUCUCAUCCCUCCUGUCUCACUCUCAUCUUCUCUUCAUUCUCUUCUCUCCCAGAAAUCUCAACUAUCCUUCAACAUCGCGCUUCGGGAAUUUCUCUCUCUCUCGAGUCCUCAUUGUCCCUAAUUUCACUUCUUUCUCUGCAAAUUAACCCUAAAUCUUCCAUAUCUAACCCCUUAAUGGCUCCGACACCUUCUUCCACAACCUAGCCAUCGACUCCAGUUCUUGAAAGCCUACCCGUCACCAAACCCUAAGUCAACCCUAAAAGAAUCUCAGUCAGAGCACCCUGUCGAAGUCUUCGCUCGAAUCCAAGACUACCUAGAAGCUAAAGAAGAAGGCCUCCACGUUCCUCUUGGACCCAAUCGAAGCCUCUAGAGAGAGCCUCCUCACAGCUCAUCGAUUACUCAUUAUGUCUCUCUUUUUCGAAAUGGAUUAAUUUGGUUGUUUGUUUUGACAGAGGAUGAUACGAAUCAGGAGAUAGAGGAGGUUCAGAGACUGUUCAGAUCUGCCGCCAGGGAUUGGGUUGUAAAUUUAAGAUUCACAAAAGCCAAUGGGAUUGUGGUACCAGAAAGUGGUACCACAAAAGCCAAGUCUUCUCUGAGUGAGUCUGUCAACUCCAUUUCAGAUUCAUUUCAGCAGUCCACAUUCUCAGAGACCCAAUUCAGAAACAAUGGUGGAGAGCAAGACUGUACACUCGCCAUUGGUGACUUACGCUUCCAUGCUUUCACUGCUUACUUUCUGCCCUCCAUUUGUCAUUAUUAUGGUAUACAAUGGUACAUGCUGAUGGCUCUCUUUUUAAAACUUGGGAUUACUUGAAACAAAAUGGGCUGCAAAGUUUAUUGACAUAUGGCCAAGACCUACAGCCAUUGCCUGGAAAAUCAUCGCAUGUUAUGGCAAAUUUUGAGGCUGCACUUCAGCUGCCUUUACCUGGAAAAAAGGUUGAAGGACCAAUAUCUCCGGCUGGGUAUCGGCCUGUCUACAAGGCAAAUGGUAUGGCAGCAUAAUUUGUGACAUUACCAUGACUGGAGUUCAUUCGUUGCUUUCCAAGCCAAUAGCGGUGUUGUUAUCAGGUCUGGUAGUUUAUGUUGUAGAUCCUCAACAGGGUGAAAGCAUUAGUGAUUGUUGUGCUACUCCUAGAGAAAAGACUCUUUACAUGGCGUCACUUUUGAGUGGCCAAGGUAUGGUAUAUGCAAUUGACAUAAAUGAAGGGUGGUUGAGAAUCCUCAAAGAAAUGGCUAAGUUGCACCAAGUAGAUGGUGUCAUCACCACUAUCAAUGUUGAUAUGCGUAGUUAUACUGACAAUAAUACUAUGAAGUGUGAUAAAGUUCUGUUGGAUGCUCCAUGUUCUGGACUGGGUGUUCUCUCCAAGAGGGCAGACUUGCGUUGGAACAGGAGAUUAGAGGAUAUGGAGGAGCUUAAUUAAGAAUUUGCAGGAUGAGCUCCUUCAUGCAGCUUCUCGGUAGCUGAGAGCUUGGAGCUGGUGGGAAGAAACUUAAUUGUAGUUGAUAGAGUGUGAAGAUUUGUUGCAUGAUAACUGAGAUCCUCAAGCUGGUAAGAAGGACAGAAUGGCAUGGCACUAGAAUGCUAUCUUGUUUUGGAAUAAUUUGUAUCAGUUUUAGAUAUCCCAAGUAGAUGGGCAUGUAUUAGAAUACUUUUUUUUCUUUUAAUCUUUUAAUGUUGGCUUGGAUGAUUGGGAAAUGCUCCCUUUUAACAUUUGAUGUAUACAUAAUGGGUUGGAUUACUCA